AUGAUGAGAUGGGCCUUGACAAAAUCAGGGCUAGAGAUUAAACGAAGUCAGAAUUUGGAAACACACCUGAAUUUCACAAGUGAUUUUACCAGUAGCUUAACUAGGAUUUCAUUGAUAAGUUCUGUUGGCGGAAUAGGGAAUUCAAAGCUUAAGGGUGUGUUUGAACUCGUCGUUGAAAUCCUCUUAAAGCUUCCAAUAAAAUCCCUCUUGAAAUUUAAAUGCGUUUCGAAAUCUUGGCUCGCUUUAAUCUCUAGCUCUGAAUUUGUCAAAACUCAUCUCCGUUUAAAUGCUAAUAACAAGGAAUACACUCACCAUAAGGUUAUGAUGAGAUGUAUUUCUAACUAUGGUUUUAAAAGUUGUAGUCUUACCUCUUUAUUUAAUGAGUCUCGUGUUACUGAGGCAAAAGAUUUGGAUUAUCCCACCAAAUCCUAUGGAUUGGAGCGAGAUCGAUAUGAUGUUUUUAUUGUAGGUUCUGUCAAUGGAUUGAUUUGUCUUGUCAAUGACGACAAGGAAUUGCUUCUAUGGAAUCCGUCAAUUAGGAAGUACAAGAAAUUGCCUUAUCCUAAAACAUCUCUGCCUCUGCAAGGUGAUCCCAGGCGAGCAUAUGGUUUUGGAUAUGAUGAGGUCCAUGAGGAUUACAAGGUAGUUAUUUUCAACGAGAUAGAAACUAACAUGAUUCGUGAGUUUGAGGUCAAAAUGUAUAGUCUGAAGAGUGAUUCUUUGAGGGUAGGAGUAUUAGGAAGUGAUCUUUCUGUCCUUUGUAAUUGUAACAUGCUUCUCGUAGAUGUUUGA
Solanum stenotomum is the source of this 792-nucleotide messenger RNA. Its product is annotated as F-box/kelch-repeat protein At3g23880-like. Lineage: Eukaryota; Viridiplantae; Streptophyta; Magnoliopsida; Solanales; Solanaceae. The transcript is spliced from 2 exons. The record is from RefSeq and is a predicted model, not a curated record. Gene Ontology annotation, molecular function: protein binding. Bases 1 to 792 code for a protein of 263 amino acids.